AUGGGAAAAGGUAAUAAUAAUUUAGUAAAGUUGGGUGAUUUCACAAUUACGUCAAUUUCUGAUCCGGGUGGCAAGCCUGUUUCAGAAGAUUUAACAUUUGGUAUAGAUGAAUUUUUAUUACCAAAAAAGUCAAAGCAAAGAUAUAAUAAUAAAUCCAAAUCAACAAAUUCACAAAUAAAUAAAUCCAAUAAACAAUCCAAUAAUAAUAAUAAUAAUAAUAAUCAUAAAACUUUUUCCAGAACAGAAAUUGAACAGCUUUUCUCUUUUAAUUAUAAGAAAGAUAUUAGAGACAUAGCUGAGGAAUAUAUUCAAGAUAAGAAUAGUAAUACAGAAGAAAUGGAACAAGAAAUAGAAGUAGCAGAAGAAGAUUCCGGAGAAGGUGGAAGCAAUGGUUUAACAGUAAAGGAUUUUGAAUAUAUUAGUACAGAAAAAGAAGAAGAAGAAGAGAAAGAAAUGGAGUUAAAGAAUAGUAAUAAUAUUGUAGAUAGUAAUAAUAGUAAUUUUGAAGAUGUAGUUUUAGAAAUCGAAGAGGAAGAAGAGGAAGAAGUUUUAAGUUUUAGUGUAAAUAGUUUUUUGGAUAAGUGUGAUUUUGAAGACAGUUGGGAAAAUGAAUUUUUUGGAGUAAAGUUUGACGGUGAACAUUUGAGACACUGCAACAAAAAUAAGAAGGAUAGAAUUAAGAGAUUCUUUGAAAGCUCAUACCUGAGUAAGAAGGAGUCCGAUCAACGUGCAUGGAUGUCAAGAUACUUCUCCACAGUCAAAGGUGGUGAGCCAUUGCGUCAACAAGAGAGAUUGAACAGAACUUUUAAGCCAAGCCAAGAUCAAACCUACGAAAAGGAGUUGCAGGCUGCCAUGUCAAUGUCCGCCGCUGAAUAUGACCGUACCGUUGGAAGAUCACUUGCCGUCACAACACUUACUCAACGUCAAAUUAACGAUUUGCUCAACCGUGAACUUACCCCAGAAGACUAUGAAUUGCUACUGCUUUUGGACAACUCAGUCAAGCCAAAGACCACCCCAAAGGAAGUUUUGAGAACAUUGCCAACCGUAAAGUUCUCGCUUUCCAACACCAAUCACUCCAAUUGCGAUACAUGUAUGGUUUGUCUCAACGAAUUCAAUCCAAACGAAACCGUUACCAAUCUACCUAAAUGCAAUCACAUUUUCCAUGGUGAAUGUAUUAACAAUUGGUUGGCAAACUCUUCAAGAAAUUGUCCAAUCGAUGGACUGCCUUGUUUUGAUUGCUGA
Heterostelium album PN500 is the source of this 1242-nucleotide messenger RNA. RefSeq names its product RING-H2 finger protein. Bases 1 to 1242 code for a protein of 413 amino acids. The record is from RefSeq and is a predicted model, not a curated record. The transcript has a single exon. NCBI's taxonomy places the organism in Eukaryota, Evosea, Eumycetozoa, Acytosteliales, Acytosteliaceae.